Molecule: messenger RNA, 7392 nt
Organism: Crotalus tigris (Tiger rattlesnake)
Lineage: Eukaryota; Metazoa; Chordata; Lepidosauria; Squamata; Viperidae
Gene: LARGE1
Product: LARGE xylosyl- and glucuronyltransferase 1
Exons: 15
Coding region: 1163-3433 (756 amino acids)
Biological process (GO): protein O-linked glycosylation via mannose
Molecular function (GO): xylosyltransferase activity; glucuronosyltransferase activity
Source: RefSeq, a predicted model, not a curated record
CAGCCCGCGGCGCGGACAGAGAUGACACAGAGCCUCGGUGGCUACCGCUGCCCUGAGCUACGGCUCUUCGCUCCUGUGUAGUUCUGAGGCCGGGUGGGCGCGAGGGCGAGGAGUCUCCUGGCGCCACCCGCGAGGAGGAGGGGGAGGGAGAGAGGGAACGGCGGUGGCGCUACUGCUGCCGCUUUCAGUCGGCUUCCCCGCAAGCGAGAGAGGCUACCCCGGGCUGCAGCCUUGCUAAGCGCCGCCCGGGAGCCCGCCUUCCCUGUGGAGAGGGGGCCGCUCGGCUGCUGGCAUGGUGGCAUUUGGACCGGCGGCGGCGGCGGGGCGCUGCUGAGAAAAAGCCCAGCCGGCGACCAGAGAGUGAAGGAGUGAGUGAAGCCAAGGCAGCCCAAGCGCAGCGCGGCUCUCCAGGCCGGGCCGCCACCUCUUUUAAUCGCUCGCCGUCUUUUCGGGGGCUUUCCCCGCCACCCUUUCCAAACCACAGCCGGGCCUGGCGUUCCCCGCAAGGCGUGCCUGCAGGCCCCGGGGAGGCCGCGGCGGAGCUUGGCCCACGCGCCCCUACCCCGACCACCUCGGGGUCCCGCGGGGCGCCGGUGGGGGCCUCUGUGCGGCUCGGGGCGCGCGGCUGGCUCUAGGGAGUUGCCUCCCCCAAGGCAGCAUGGAAAGAGACGGAACGGACAGGCCCUGAAAAGGCAGCCGGGGAAAGGGGCUCUUGAUUCUGCCAAGUCUUCUUCUUCCCCGCUCCCCCCAGUUCCGCUGAUCUCACCCAAAUUGGGCCGACGGGAGCUUCCCCAGCCUGGGACCGCCGGAGGGAUCCCGCAGCGCCGAGCUCAGUUGGAGCGGAGCCUUGUUUUCUGUUGCAAUUCCCACCCCCCUCGCUUCGCAGCAUCUCCAGCGAAUUAAAGCGGGACCGGGACGAGGGGCUUGCCCCUGGUCUCCCGGCGCGUUCGUCGGAGCAAAACAAUCACUCUGUUUAGAAAGGGCCAGUGUCACUGGGGAUCCCCCACUGACAAAGACUUGAGAGCUUUCCACGGCAGCGGCAGCGGCAGCGGCAGCAGCAGCAGCAGCAGCAACUACAGAGAAGAUAAUAUGUGGGAGACUAUGGACUCCAUGCUUCCGACAUAGGAACAGGACCAGGUGGGGAAGCUUCACUUCAGAGAGAAUGCUGGGAAUUUGCAGAGGGCGACGGAAAUUCCUGGCUGCCUCUCUGACUCUGCUUUUUGUUCCUGCUAUAACCUGGAUUUACCUGUUUGCUGGGAGCUUUGAAGAUGGAAAGCCAGUGUCACUGUCUCCAAUUGAAUCCCAGCCCCACAGCCCUCAUUACACAGCCACAAGUCAACGUGAAAGAGAAAGCCUGGAAGUUCGCAUGCGGGAAGUGGAAGAGGAAAAUCGUGCACUACGCAAGCAGCUCAGUCUGGUCCAGAGCCGGGGCAUGUCCCACCGACGAGGCAAUCACUCAAAAACUUACUCCAUGGAGGAAGGGACUGGGGACAGUGAGAGCCUCCGGGCUGGCAUUGUGGCAGGGAACAGCUCUGAAUGUGGACAACAGCCAGCAGUGGAGAAGUGCGAGACAAUCCACGUCGCCAUUGUAUGCGCUGGAUACAAUGCCAGUCGGGAUGUCGUCACUCUCGUCAAAUCAGUCUUGUUUCAUAGACGGAACCCUCUUCACUUCCAUCUCAUUGCAGAUGCCAUUGCCAAACAGAUCUUGGCAACCCUUUUCCAGACAUGGAUGGUCCCUGCAGUGCGCAUAAACUUCUAUGAUGCUGAUGAGUUGAAGUCUGAAGUGUCCUGGAUACCCAACAAGCACUAUUCUGGCAUCUAUGGACUGAUGAAGCUGGUUCUCACAAAGACACUUCCCCCCAAUCUUGAGCGAGUCAUUGUCCUUGAUACUGACAUUACCUUUGCUACAGACAUUGCUGAGCUUUGGGCUGUCUUUCACAAGUUCAGAGGUCAGCAGGUUCUUGGUUUGGUGGAGAACCAGAGUGACUGGUACUUAGGAAAUCUCUGGAAAAAUCACCGUCCCUGGCCAGCUCUUGGAAGAGGUUACAAUACAGGGGUUAUUCUGUUACUUCUGGAUAAAUUGCGCAAGAUGAAAUGGGAGCAGAUGUGGAGACUCACAGCUGAAAGAGAGCUAAUGAGCAUGCUCUCCACCUCAUUGGCCGACCAGGACAUUUUCAAUGCAGUCAUCAAACAGAAUCCCUUUCUUGUCUAUCAGCUUCCCUGUUUCUGGAAUGUCCAAUUGUCAGACCACACACGCUCUGAACAAUGCUAUCGGGAUGUUUCUGAUCUUAAGGUGAUACAUUGGAACUCGCCCAAAAAGUUGAGAGUAAAGAACAAGCAUGUGGAGUUUUUCCGCAACCUCUAUCUGACAUUCCUAGAAUAUGAUGGGAACUUGCUGAGGCGAGAGCUUUUUGGAUGUCCCAGUGAAGCUGAUGUCAACAGUGAAAAUCUACAAAAACAACUAUCUGAGUUGGAUGAAGAUGACUUAUGUUAUGAGUUUCGGCGAGAGCGUUUCACCGUCCAUCGGACUCACCUAUAUUUCCUACACUACGAAUAUGAGUUUGCUACAGAUAACAAUGAUGUGACCCUGGUGGCACAGCUCUCCAUGGACAGACUGCAGAUGCUUGAAGCCAUUUGUAAGCACUGGGAAGGGCCGAUCAGUCUGGCACUCUAUCUUUCCGAUGCAGAGGCCCAACAAUUUCUGCGCUAUGCUCAAGGUUCAGAGGUCCUCAUGAGCCGUCACAAUGUUGGAUAUCACAUAGUGUAUAAAGAGGGACAAUUCUACCCUGUGAAUCUCCUGCGAAAUGUGGCUAUGAAACACAUCAGCACUCCAUACAUGUUUCUAUCUGAUAUUGACUUCUUGCCUAUGUAUGGACUCUACGAGUACCUCAGGAAAUCUGUUGACCAACUUGACUUAGCCAAUACAAGAAAAGCUCUAAUUGUACCUGCUUUUGAAACUCUCCGCUAUCGCCUCUCUUUUCCAAAGUCAAAGGCAGAGCUGUUAUCUAUGUUGGACAUGGGAACACUCUUCACAUUCAGGUAUCACGUAUGGACAAAAGGGCAUGCACCAACCAAUUUUGCCAAGUGGCGAACAGCCACCACACCAUACCGAGUUGAAUGGGAAGCAGAUUUUGAGCCAUAUGUUGUGGUAAGGCAGGAUUGUCCAGAAUAUGACCGAAGGUUUGUUGGAUUUGGUUGGAAUAAAGUUGCACACAUUAUGGAAUUGGAUGCACAGGAAUAUGAAUUCACGGUGCUUCCCAAUGCCUAUAUGAUCCACAUGCCACAUGCGCCCAGCUUUGACAUCACCAAAUUCCGUUCCAACAAGCAGUACCGUAUUUGUCUCAAGACCCUCAAAGAAGAGUUCCAGCAGGAUAUGUCACGCCGCUAUGGCUUUGCUGCAUUGAAAUAUCUCACGGCUGAGAACAACAGCUAGCACCACCAAACUCUUAAUGGAAAAGAACCUGAAAAGAGGAGCUGUUUCAUAUGUGUGGACCCCGUUCUUAAAUUGUGGGACACCGUUGGUUGUUUUUGGUUUUGCUUUGUUUUUAAACCAUAUCAAACAGUUCUAACAGUACAGCUUUGGAACAAGUUAUUUCCGGACAUUGCUCAAAAGCACCACUCAUCCACCCCUUACAAAACGUUGGCUUGAUUGACCAAGAGGUGGAUACAAAAUGUAUGGGGUUGGGGGACAGCACUACCCACAUCUGUUGGCAGCACACAGGGUGGCAGUAACUGUGUAAAACAGAUGUUUAUUCUUAAAAUUGCACACAGAUCUUCUUUGGAAUAUAGGCUUUCAUGUUAACUAUUUAAUAAUAUCACAGUUUUUUUUUUAAAAAAAAAGAAAUGUAAAGGAAGAUCUUCAGAUUAUUAUCCUGUGAAUUAAAUGAACAAAAAGAGCCCCCUACUUCUCCUUAUUAAAGGAAUUUGCCUAUGUCACACAACUUUUGUCCAAUCACAGAGAACACUAUAAAGUAAGCUGAACCAGACUUCCCCUGUCAGAUGAAUGGGAAUUAUAUCCAACCAAUGGAACUUGUGAUAUAUUAUAUUCUGAAUAUUCACAGCAUUGUGUAUGCACUUCUGUGGCAUCACUCAAUCAUUGCUCUUAUGCUGCAAGAUGGACUCUUCUCCAACUCCCCACCACUAUCACCUGCUCUGUUCAUAUCCUUUUUUUUUCAAACUAAAUCACAUCCUUUCACACCUCAGAUGUAUCUCUGUAUCUAGCCAUUCCCCCAAGAAGAUCUGUACUUUUACUGACCUGGGAAGAUAUCCGUCACAUUCAAUUUUGCUUCCAUUUUAUGGGGGGUUUUUUUGAAGUAUUUUUUUGCCAUACAGAUCAAAUUGGAAUCUAAAGUAUUGGGAAGAAAGGAUUAAUAUUUAAUUAAUUAAUAAACUCAGGUGAUUGGGGAAAAUCAGUCCAAUAGCUCUUCCACUUCACAUACUGUACAUUUGGUGUGAGUGGACAUCAUUACUAAGCAGGAGAGUGGAACCACAGAAUUACAGACUUUGAGGAACUAAUUCAAUCAAGUGUUGUUAAACUAAAACAAAAACAAAAUGAAAUGAAAUGGUGUAUUGGUAGGGGAGAAAAGAAUGGGAAAAUCUUGAUGGUCUUUGCUUGGAGGUGAAUCAUUUCAGUUCACUCCCAUUAUUGUAUGUAGAAGUAAGUAUGGUUGAGAAUCUUGAACAAGGAACAUUAACACAGAGACAUGCAACCCAACACUGGAUAUUUUUUUUUUUUAUUAUUAUUUCUUCAGUAUUAAUGUUGUGUUUACAUGGAUGGAGGAGAUGAGGUUUAAUGCACUACCCUUAUUUGGGGCUAUUUGUAUUUGGUUGCAAUGUUAUUCAGAGAGCAGAAUUUGAAUAAAUCAGAAUUAUGUCUCUCUUCCUUUCCCCAAGAAUGUUAAAGAGUCUUACCAACAUCCUUACAUGACUAGUCACUGUGCAUUUUGUACUAUUAACUAUCCCAUAUUUCCUGUUUGGCAAGGCCAAUGUGACUUCUUUCAAUUUUUGUAGUAAACUGUCUGGGUUCCAAAGAUUUUCCAGGAUUUAUGCAUCAGUGCUGAUCUAUAACAAUUACACCCAAGAGAUCAAAGCUGCUCCUUCAAGUCAAAAGAAGUAGAAGAAUUCUUGGCUUGGGAUUUUGUUCAGAACUUCCAGAGAAACAAUAGUGCAUGCUUCACAUAUUUCUGUUUCCUUUUCUUCUACUGAAAGAUUAAUACUAGAGCAACACAUUUUGCUUCAUUUCCAUUCCACAAAGCUUGGGAACCACCUGAAGCUCAGCAAUCUCAUUGUUAGUAAAUGUAUGCAUUGCAUGGCUGACAUAUGCAUUUGGUUCCAAAGAGACCCCAGAAUCACUUUAGAGGAUUUAUGUUCCUAUUCAGAACACGUCUUUAUUUAAGAAUUUGCAAGAAAAAAGGUGGGAAGCUAAAGAGGAACUAUGUGAGAACAAAAUAAGGAGAAGCCACAUCAAUCUGUUCCUAGCAUAAUUAGCUCCAGAAAAACCGAGCUAGCAGCAAAUAAUAAAACUUGCCCCAACAUUACUUGACUAUAAUACUAUGCAAUACUAGUGGGUGUAUUGUAAAGAUGAGUGAAUAAGAAAUUUGAAUUAAGGUUUGUUUAAUUGUUCAUUUUGGACUUCACAAGUCUAUAGAAAAAGCCUGAAUUCUAAGACCUGCAUUGCUCAAAAUUUUCUGAUGUAAUUCGUAACUCAUAAUUUCAUACUUUUAUGUACAAAUAAUAUAGGCCUUGGGAAAAUACACGUAAAGGUAAUGCCUCUGAAUUGAAAGGUUUACAGGAUAUGUGUCUAUAGUUUUAUUAGCAACAGUAUGGAAGUCAUUUGCAAGAACCUUCUUUCAGGACUUUUUAAAUUAUUAUUCCAUGUCUGGUGGUCAUCAUCAAAUAACUAACCAAAUACGUCCCUGUUUCAAGGUAUAUAUUUGAGAAAGAUAGGCACAAGAAUGUAUUUCCCUAUGCAAAAUAUUGCUUGUAAAAAGUGCCUACUUUGGGAAGCCUGAAUAUUCAAAGAAUAUAGCUUUUUGUUUCCUAUAUAGUGCAGCCUAAAUAAAUUGUGGUUGGUGAGAAAAGUAAUAUGGUGUAAAUACAAAUGACGUUGACAGAAUUGCUCAUUUUUAGCAAGCCAUUCUAUGGCAUGUAACCAUUGACUAGUAUGCCUAAAGUAAGAAAAGACAGAAAGACAGAGAAGAUUGGUCAAGCAGGAAGCUACAAUGAAAUGCAAGCUAUCUGUUACUAGUUUAUUCUCUGGAAAAUAAGAAAUUUAAGAACAUAUUAAAGUGUGUGCCUUAGAGCAGGGCUUCAAUUUGCCUCUGCAGUGACAGGGCCAUGCACAAACUUAUAUGAAAGUAGACUCUAAAGUUUGGAUGCUGGUAUUGUAACGAAACAUGUCUGAACAUAGAAUAAUAGAGAGAAUCUCAAGUAAUAUCUGAUCCAGCCCACUGCAUAGUCCCAUAGACCAGUUAUUUGCCAUUUGCACACGCUGAGACAGCUAGCAAAGCUGCCUGUUCGUGCAGAUCCUGGAGAGCCUUCAAGCAGUCAUAUGAGAUGAAGAGAAAUGGAAGCAGAAUGAAGGAAUAAGUGUUGACACUUAAAGCAUGAUUUAAAUUAUAGUUUAAUUUAAUUAAUUUGUUCAUUAAUCUGUUCAUAGUUUAAUGAUAUGUCAAACCUAUUCAUUUCUCUAAAGAGCAUUUUAUAUAUAGUCAGAAUGAAGGUUAUAAUUAUAAUAAUAAAUAAUUAUAAUUAAUUAUUUAGUUAUGAACCUGCCUCAAAAAGAUAAGAAUCUAAUGGGCUUUGUCUGGUGCCUAUUCUCUAUUUUACUGAUAUAGCUUUCCUACUUUCUGAAGCAUCAAAAUGUAGAUAAGUUAUUACAAAGUCAAAGAUGAAGAGAAAAUAUUUUUUAAUUUUUCCACAAUCUUGUAUGGGCAAUCUUUACUUAGCUAUUAAAAUUAAAAUCUCUUUUAGAACAACUUUUCCCAGCGUGGGGCCCUUUUAAAUAUGGGUAUUGUAUUUACAUUUCUAAAAUUUCAGAGACAGCAGUGUUGUCUGGGAUUUGGAGAGCUGAAAUCCACACAUCUGGAGAUCAGUCAAGUUGAGUGGGCUGUUGCAAAACAUUUCAGUAUUUAUCAUCUCUUUUGCAUUAAUGUGAGAUUUUUCUCCCUUCUAAUGUAUGCAUUCAAAAUGCAAACAACUUUUAUGUUUUGAAAAGUGAUAUAAACAAUAACUAAAAAUAUGAAUGGCAUAUUGCCAAACACAGUAGAAAUAUUCCAUGUACAAUUACCUAACAUUGUGUUCCAUGGAACAGUGACAAAUACUUCUAAAGAAUGGCAUAAGUCACACUGUUAAUAUUUUAGUACAAGUGUAACAUUAAACAUUAAAAUUUAA